Messenger RNA from Trichobilharzia regenti, 624 nucleotides. Lineage: Eukaryota; Metazoa; Platyhelminthes; Trematoda; Strigeidida; Schistosomatidae. The record is from the annotation of a GenBank genome assembly.
AUGCUGGUUACCUUGGGUUUGGGCAGCUCUAUUGGUGCAACAGAAUCAUUCUUGACAGCAGUCUGUGAUGAAAUAACUAUAUUCAAUAUUAACAAAAAGAAGUAUUUUAGAGAAGGACUAACAUUUGGCUUUCUAUCGAUUUCAUUUCUACUUUCAAUUCCAAACGCUUGUCAGGGAGGAUAUUAUCUAGUGCAGUACCUGGACCAGUACACAUGUGGUACCUCUCUUUUAGUGGUUUCUUUAUUCCAAUGUUUCGCUAUUGUUUAUGUGUAUGGUAUAUACAAUCUAUCGGUAAAUCUUCAAAGGCAAACUGGUCAAAAGAUUUACUUCACAACACGAUUUAUCUUAAAAUUCUGUGUACCUUUAUUGAUCCUCUUUAUGCUGGUGUUCAAUUUCAUCACUGCAGACAUUUUAGAAACCAGUGUAGGCGGUCAUGUCUACACAUUCCCAAGAUGGUCUUUGACGACUAGUUGGUUCGUCCUUCUUGCUGGUCUUUUACCAAUCCCCAUAAACAUGAUAUGCCAAUACUGUUUUGUGCGGAAACGUGCAAAACAAGAACAAGAACAAGUCCUGAAAGAAGGAGUGUGUCCUCGAUUAAAAUGGAAACAUUGGUUGAAAAUAUAG